Messenger RNA from Gigantopelta aegis, 3553 nucleotides. RefSeq names its product malignant fibrous histiocytoma-amplified sequence 1 homolog. Lineage: Eukaryota; Metazoa; Mollusca; Gastropoda; Neomphalida; Peltospiridae. The record is from RefSeq and is a predicted model, not a curated record. The transcript is spliced from 5 exons. Gene Ontology annotation, biological process: signal transduction. Bases 3 to 3476 code for a protein of 1157 amino acids. Gene Ontology annotation, molecular function: protein binding.
CUAUGACCGAUACAACAGAAAGCAUGACUUCAGAAAGUCAGUCGUCGGAGAAUCUUCGACAGUAUCUGACUGAUAAUGGAGAUGGCCACCAGAUUCUGUCGAUUCCCGAGGGCACCUAUAAAGGCUCGAUCCCGCAGAUUUUGUAUACGUUUGAGCUCGAUGAGCUACGUUUGCCUUUCUUAAAGCUGGUUUCGUUUCCCGAUGUCGGGACUGAGCUCGGUACACUGACCAAAAUGAAACUGUUUGAAGCAGCUGGAAAUUACCUACACAGGCUGCCUUUAUCCUUUGCCAAGUGCACACAACUGGCUUACCUAAAUCUAGAAUUUAACCACUUCACUGCCAUUCCUGCAUCCAUUUUUGAGCUGGUUAAUUUAGAAGUUUUACUGCUUGGGGAUAAUGAAAUCGAGGAGUUACCCUCGGAGAUAGGUAAUCUCGUGAAUCUUCGAGUCCUCCAUCUCGGUGGAAAUUGCCUUACGGAUAUCCCUGAUGAACUUGCGCAGUGUAAGAAAAUACACCGUUUAAAUCUGUGUGGAAAAUUGUAUCCGCAAGCUGGACUGCAGACUGUUCCAAAGGGUGUGUGCGGCCAGGGCGAACUUAUUGACUUGGAUCUAAGCUGGCAGUCAAUACAGAAAAUUCCCGACGGAUUCGGCUCUUUACGCAAGCUCGAGAGUCUGAAUCUGAAAGGAAAUCAUUUGGUCUGUGUAUCGGUGUUCAGUCAGUACUGCAAGAAACUCGAAACCAUGAACCUAACCGGAGCUCUCCGACACUUCUCCAUGGUUCCAGAAGCCAUUUUCAUGUUGGAGGGUCUGAAGAAUUUGAAUCUGACGGGAAAUCUUUUCACGGAAAUUCCGUCGGAAGUUUGUGGGUUAAAAAAGUUGAAGAAACUUUCCAUCCGGCGAAACAAGUUACUCAUUCUCCCAGAAGAACUUUUUAGUCUCGAGCAUUUGGUGUAUUUGGAAUUAGACGAGAAUUGCCUGGAGACGAUUCCCGAUGGAAUAUCCAAGCUGAAAAAUUUAACGUAUCUCAACUUGGCGCAGAAUCAGAUGUCAUCCAUUCACGAAGACAUCUGUAACUGUCGCAGCUUGCAGAACCUACAGCUCAGUUUCAACAAACUUGACAGCAUCCCCGAAAAAAUCUGUCAGCUCGGUAACUUGCGUUAUUUAUCACUCGACAACAACAAACUCACGGAAAUCCCGUUACUCAUGGACCGGCUGGAACAUUUACGAGAAACCGGUGGACUCUAUCUGUACAACAACAGUCUGAAAAAACCACCACAAGCUAUCUGUAAUCAAGGAGUUAUCCCCCUUUUCCUAUUCUUAAAGGAGAUGAGAAUCAGUGCGGCGAAGCAUCGACGGAAGAUAAUUUUGAUUGGAGCGGUAAGGGCGGGAAAGACGAGCUUGAGGAACGCCCUGUUUGGACAUUCACAGCUGACGGCGGAGCAUGAACGAACAUGGGUGCUAGAGCGCCAUCUGUGGGAGCCGGAGUCUGAUCUGAGGGUUCAGAUUCUUGAUUUUGGCGGACAUCAUACUUACUCGGCUGCUCACCAGAUGUUCCUGACGCCUGAAGCUCUACACCUUCUGGUGUUUGACUAUACAAAGUACAACAGGGACAACUAUGACCUGCUCAUUGGCGAUUGGCUGGAUGCCAUUAUUCACUGUGCUCCAGGUGCGACUAUCAUGGCUGUGGGCACGCACGCCGAUCUCUGCAGCAAGGAAGACAUCAACGACAAAACGGACGACAUAAUCCGCAAGAUGCACCACGAGGAGAACACAAAGCUCACAAAGUUGAAACAGGAGAUCGCGAAGAUCCAGACAUUCGACCAGCCCGAGGCACGGGAGAGUAGCGGCAAGAUCCGCGACACAAAGAUGGAGAGGCUGCAGGAGAAGAUGACUCACAUGCAGAAGAUGCUGAACACGCGUUCGCUGAUGCCGCAGACCGUCUAUGCCGUCAGCUGCGCAGACGAUUUGACAGGCAUUGAAGAGUUCCAAGAAGGUCUCAUCUCAAGGCUGAAAGAGAGCGAAGAGAAAUCACUGCCCAAUUCAUGGCACAAAUUCAUCUCUGAGAUCCAAAACUAUCCGGAAAAGAUUCUGCCCUGGGACAAAGCCCUUGACAUUUUCACCAACAUGUCCAACAUGAACCAGUCAAUGAUCAGUCUGGGUGGCUCGCCGGAACUCAGCCUGGAAAUGGUUCUCAAAUACCUCCACUCCACGGGGGAGAUCGUCUGGUUCCCCGACAACAACAAACUGAAGAACAUUGUCUUUCACCACCCAGAGACUCUCAUAGAGAUGCUGCGAACCGUCUUCCGGCAUGAUUUUGAAGAAGUCGUGAACUUUGUCGAAGAGCACGGUUCCCAAGCGGAUCUCUCUAGUGCACGAUUUGAUAUCCUGAAGCAGGACUUCAUUAAGAAAGGAUUGAUGGCGUACGAGCUGUUGAAAUAUACAUUGAUUCAUUUCGAGCUGUCGACCGACACGCUUUACACGUUCAUUUCCUUGAUGCUGAAAUUUGACCUGUGUUACGAAGUCCAAGAAUCGUCUUCCAAUCCAUCGCUGGUCAGUUCGCCCUGUGUGCUGCUGUUUCCUUGGUUUUUUCCCGAAGAAGUUCCCGAAAGCCUGAAAACAAAAUGGCCGUCACGGACUCCACCCAACACCUUCGAACUAAGAUACUGUUUAAAAUUUCCCAACAAAGGUCCACCAAACUUUUUCGAAAAAAUUUCCGUCAAGCUGCAGAACCACGUUUCUGAUAGGAUUAACUGGAAGUCGGGCGUCCUUGCUCGUAAAAACCUCUCCCAGAUGUUGAUUCAGAGGACGCAGGAUGAAAAUGGGGUCUUGAUAGCGGUUUCAGUACGCGGUGCGGACCUUCCCGAAUUAUGGGGGUUGAUCAUGGCGACGCGGAACAAUUUUAUAUCGCUGUUGCAAGAGUGGCCGUUUAUUUGCUACAAGCUGAACCUUCUGUGUACUCACUGCAUUCUGCAGGGAUACGAAGACCCAUACCAGUUUGAAGGUGAGGUUCUGCAGACGACCAUGCCCAGAGCCACCUACUGGGCAAACUGGUGCCGCAAUUACGAAGACGAUCUCAUACCAGCCUGCUUCGUGUAUCGCCUUGAUCCAGAUUACCAGGAUGAUAUUUCCAGACAUAUACAAGCAGCUACCGAGUUCCUGAAGAAAUCCAUGGAUGCGGUCGAUGGGCCACUAAGCCUCCUUUCUGACACUGGGCUGAUGUUUGUCGCGUCACAGGUCGGUUUUGAGUGGACGCAGAUCUCGUUCCGUCUCGGACUCACUCAGGCCCAGAUUGAGCAGAUUCAGAUGAGUCACCCCAUGCAAGCCUUCCAUCAGAUCACGACGGCACUAACCACGUGGCGAGAUGCGCGGGAUGUGUCCGAUGACGAGAAGAUAUCACAGCUACUCACCGUGUUGGAGAGCGAAGAGAUUGGCAAAAACGAACUGGCAGAUUUACUGCGCGAACGCUAUGAUUUGUGAACUUUUCAGCAGUGAAAAUGAACUGGCAGAUUUACUGCGCGAACGCUAUGAUUUGUGAACUUUUCAGCAGUAAAAAU